AUGGAGGACGGUGGAACUGUUUCACGCACGAUUGAUGAGAAGCUCAACUUCGACGCCGGUGAGAGAAGCAUGGAUGGCAGCUGGGCUAUGUCUCUUCUCAAACAUGUUUUUCUUCCCAUCAAUCCACGCUUCUCCUCCAUCAUGAAAUAUAUUAGCCCUACAAGUGAUGCACAUGGGAGUGUGAUAUUCAAGCUUCACCAUGCACUUGGAGAUGGCUACUCUCUAAUGGGUGCACUUCUCUCAUGUCUUCAAAGAGCUGAUGACCCUUCUCUUCCUUUGACUUUUCCAACUCUCAAGCCUUCAAAGCAAGAAUCCAAGUCCACCAAGGGAAUUUGUUCAAGCUUUUCUUGGUUGGUGUCUUCGGCAUUUUACACCGUGGCAGAUUUUGGAUGGAGCAUGUUGAAGAGUAGCAUCAUUAAUGAUGAAAAGACACCAAUUAGAUCUGGGAAUGUUGGUGUUGAGUUUCAACCGAUUUCUAUAUCAACCAUGGCUUUCUCUAUCAAUCAAGUCUCGGAUAUCAAGUCUAGGCUUGGAGUGACAAUAAACGAUGUAGUAACUGGAAUAGUGUUCUAUGGGACAAGAUUGUAUAUGGAAAAAAUGAACUCCAAAUCAAAGACAGCAGAAUCCACUGCAUUGGUGUUACUGAAUACAAGAAACAUUGAAGGAUACCAAUCAAUCAAUGAUAUGCUCAACACCAAAGCCAAGGGUCCUUGGGGCAACAAAAUUUCCUUCUUGCAUGUUCCUAUUCCCAAAUUAAAACAAAGUAGAAGCUCAAAUCCUUUAGAGUUUAUUUGGGAAGCACAUAACAUAAUCAAGAGAAAGAAACAAUCUUUAGCUGUUCCUCUUACCGGCACACUAUUGGAAAUGGAGAGUAAAUUCAGAGGCCAAGAGGCAGUAGCUAAACACAUUUAUGGGACAGUAUCAAAUUCAAGUGCGGUUAUUUCAAACUUAGUAGGACCACUACAACAAAUGGCUUUAGCUAAUCAUCCUGUCAAAGGCUUGUAUUUUACUCUCGCCGGUGGACCUGAGAGUCUUGUCAUUUCAAUUAUGAGUUAUAUGGGAGUGCUAAGAGUUACCUUCAAGACCGAAAAAGAUUUUAUAGAUGAACAAAAAUUGAAGUCAUGCAUGCAAAGUGCAUUUCAGAAGAUACUCAAAGCAACAAAGGAAAUUCCUGACAAAACCAGAUAUUGAUGAGUUCCUCAGAAUGAAGGUUAUUAAAAUUUCUUGUAUUUAAGUUAGAAUUAUUGAAAUUAUUUGUUGUGCCGCCUUAAUUAUUUUAUUACUCCGUACAUGAGUUGAAAAUUAGUAAGAAAAAAAAAGCCCACUCUUAAUAUAAUGUUUAUCCUAAGUUGUUUCAGAUUUCAUUAAAUGUAUAUCAUUUGUUUGUUUUUUUAAUA
Arachis duranensis is the source of this 1397-nucleotide messenger RNA. RefSeq names its product wax ester synthase/diacylglycerol acyltransferase 4. The transcript has 6 exons. Gene Ontology annotation, biological process: triglyceride biosynthetic process. Gene Ontology annotation, molecular function: diacylglycerol O-acyltransferase activity; long-chain-alcohol O-fatty-acyltransferase activity. NCBI's taxonomy places the organism in Eukaryota, Viridiplantae, Streptophyta, Magnoliopsida, Fabales, Fabaceae. The record is from RefSeq and is a predicted model, not a curated record. Gene Ontology annotation, cellular component: plasma membrane. The coding region runs from base 1 to 1191 and encodes 396 amino acids.